Molecule: messenger RNA, 1110 nt
Organism: Linum tenue
Lineage: Eukaryota; Viridiplantae; Streptophyta; Magnoliopsida; Malpighiales; Linaceae
Source: the annotation of a GenBank genome assembly
AUGAAAUCACUCCCAGAGGACAUCGUGAUCGACAUCCUCACUCGGUUACCGGUGAAAUCCAUUCUCCGAUUCAGAUCCGUCUCAAAGCCCUGGUCCAAUCUCCCCACCACACCCCAUUUCAUAGCCGCCCACCUCCGCCGGUCAUCCGCCGGCAACCCUCUCCUCAUCGUCCACCACGGCCGUACCCUCGGCCGGAAUCUCCGCGUUUCAGUCAUCGACAGCACCUUCCGAACCCUCCACCGCGAUUUCCCGCUGCCGGACACUGUCUUCGACUCCCGUCUGCAUUCCCCUUCUAUCCUGGGCUCCUGCAACGGCCUGCUCUGCAUCAAGUUCACCGCCAAUUUCAUGCUCUGGAAUCCAGCCACCAAGCAAUUCGCCCUGCUACCCAACUUCAACAACCUCACAUCUCCGUUAACCCGUUCUCACGGGCCGAAAGCCCAAUUCAUUUGCGAGAGGUUCGGGUUCGGAUCCACCCCGGAGCCCGAUUACAAGCUGGUAAGAUUCGCCAGCGUUUUCCACGGAAAACAGGGGAGCGCCGACGAAUCGGUGUGGCAGAGUCUAGAAGUCAAAGCUGCGGUCUUCUCGUGGAAGACGUGGUCGUGGAGGCCACUCGCGAGAGACAAUUCGCGAAUCCCCCUAGCGUAUUACAACAACCCGGUGGCGGCGAACGGGAAUUUGUAUUGGAUCGGGGAAAGCAGAGGAAGGAGGGAUUUCGUGCUCGAAUUCGAUCUCGCCCGGGAAUCGUUUCGAACAAUUGACUUGCCGGAGUCUUUCGAGAGGUUUAGGAUCGAGACGAGGAUUAAUCGUGUCCGCGAGAGUGAUGCGUUCGAGGCGAUGGUGAUGAGCGAGAACGGGAGAGGGGUGAAAGGGAUGUUGUGGGAGUCGUUAAGGAGAUGUGGAUGCUUCGAUGGCGGCGGCGACUACAGAGGGUAUUGGAAUGGGGUUCGAGUUGUGUUGCAGCGGCGGGUGAACGGCGAUGUGUUGGGCUUUUGCGAUCCCGCCGACGGCGAGGAUGGAGCUGUUUAUUGUGUUGACGGUAUCGGAGACCGGGUGUAUGGUGUUUGCGGUUUUGUGGAGAGCUUGGUUUCGGUUCGCGGAGGCGAUGAGUAA